UGGGAGAAGAGGAAAAAAGUUUUGAGACUUUUCCGCUGCCGCUGGGAGCCGGAGGCGCGGCGACCGCUUUGCGCAGCGCUGCCCCGAGAGGCAGGAUUUGGGGACACCAGACCGCACCCCCCCCCACCGCCUCGGACGCUUCCUCCCUCCCUGCCCCCUACACGGCGUUCCCCAGGCGCCCCCAUUUCGGACCAGCCCUCAGGAGCCGCAAACCCGACUCCCACGAAGACUUGACCCCAGACCUCGGGCGCACCCCCUGCACGCCCCCCAACUCCCAGCCUCUCUCCUGAGCCCCCGCGCAUCCAAGGACCCUUCUCCUCUGGGAUCCAGGAGACGAGAUUUCUUUCAGACCUGCCUCAGCUUUCCUAUUCAAGACCACCCACUUCUGGUACCAGAUCUCGCCCAUCCCGGUUUUUUCCGUGGGAUACCAAGAACCCACCCAUCAAAGCCUCCCCGCCACCUCCGCUCCGUUCUCCCUGAGGGCCUCAACUUUCCCCCCCAGACCUUCCUACUUUUCUCGGGAGACCCCCCAGCCCCUGUCGGGGCGGGGCCUUCCUCUUGCCACCCCAGCUCGGCUAGCGCUCUCGGCUGUGCCGGGGGGGCGCCGCCUCCCCCAUGCCGCCCUCCGGGCUGCGGCUGCUGCCGCUGCUGCUGCCGCUGCUGUGGCUGCUAGUGCUGACGCCUGGUCGGCCGGCCGCCGGACUAUCCACCUGCAAGACCAUCGACAUGGAGCUGGUGAAGCGGAAGCGCAUCGAGGCCAUCCGCGGCCAGAUUCUGUCCAAGCUUCGGCUCGCCAGCCCCCCGAGUCAGGGGGAGGUGCCGCCCGGCCCGCUGCCGGAGGCCGUACUGGCCCUUUACAACAGUACCCGCGACCGGGUGGCCGGGGAAAGUGCCGAACCCGAGCCCGAGCCAGAGGCGGACUACUACGCCAAGGAGGUCACCCGCGUGCUAAUGGUGGAAAACGGCGACAAAAUCUAUGAUAAAAUCAAGCGGAGCCCACACAGCAUAUACAUGCUGUUUAACACAUCGGAAGUCCGGGAGGCGGUACCCGAACCCGUGCUGCUCUCUCGGGCAGAGCUGCGCCUGCUGAGGCUCAAGUUAAAAGUGGAGCAGCACGUGGAGCUGUACCAGAAAUAUAGCAACGACUCCUGGCGCUACCUCAGCAACCGGCUGCUGGCCCCAAGCGACUCACCGGAGUGGCUGUCCUUUGAUGUCACUGGAGUUGUGCGGCAGUGGCUGACCCACAGAGAGGAAAUAGAGGGCUUUCGCCUCAGUGCCCACUGUUCCUGUGACAGCAAAGAUAACACACUCCAAGUGGACAUUAACGCAGGGUUCAGUUCUGGCCGCCGAGGUGAUCUUGCCACCAUUCAUGGCAUGAACCGGCCCUUCCUGCUCCUCAUGGCCACCCCGCUGGAGAGGGCCCAGCACCUGCACAGCUCCCGGCACCGCCGAGCCCUGGACACCAACUACUGCUUCAGCUCCACGGAGAAGAACUGCUGUGUGCGGCAGCUCUACAUUGACUUCCGCAAGGACCUGGGCUGGAAGUGGAUCCAUGAGCCCAAGGGCUACCACGCCAAUUUCUGCCUGGGGCCCUGCCCCUACAUUUGGAGCCUGGACACGCAGUACAGCAAGGUCCUGGCGCUGUACAACCAGCACAACCCUGGCGCGUCGGCGGCGCCAUGCUGCGUACCGCAGGCGCUGGAGCCGCUGCCCAUCGUGUACUACGUGGGCCGCAAGCCCAAGGUGGAGCAGCUGUCCAACAUGAUCGUGCGCUCCUGCAAGUGCAGCUGAAGCCCCGCCUCGCCCACAGGCCCCGCCCCACAGGCCCCGCCCACCCCGGCAGGCCCGGCCCCACCCCCGACCGCCUCACUGGGGCUAUAUUUAAGGACACCGCGCCCCAAGCCCACCUGGGGUCCAUUAAAGGUGGAGAGAGGACUGUG
Molecule: messenger RNA, 1940 nt
Organism: Vicugna pacos (alpaca)
Lineage: Eukaryota; Metazoa; Chordata; Mammalia; Artiodactyla; Camelidae
Gene: TGFB1
Product: transforming growth factor beta 1
Biological process (GO): regulation of cell population proliferation; transforming growth factor beta receptor signaling pathway
Cellular component (GO): extracellular region
Molecular function (GO): transforming growth factor beta receptor binding; growth factor activity; cytokine activity
Source: RefSeq, a predicted model, not a curated record